GACGGGACCACCGAAAAAAAAUGUCUGAAAUGCGCGUUUUUUCGGAGAAGAGCGCACACAGGUUUCGUAGUGUUUCGUAGCGUAUUCGUCUGUAAACGUUUCUUCCCUUCACGGCCGCAGACGUCUUCAGGCGGCCCCUGCCCGUCGGUCUCACACUAUUUGGGUGUGUUUAUGUUCGGCCCCUUUUGCAGGUGUGAAACCCAAUAUCCGAACAAGUGUCGCGGGAGGACCUGUUGCUCGCCAACGGCGCGCGAAUGGCUCUUUUUGCACGACUGGUCUGCAAACGAAAAAACCUGCCGUCGGCGAGGACAGCGAGACCCUUCCCUCACAGGGGGACAGAGUAGUGCGCUCUUCGCCGACCCAGAGAAAAACCGCACUGGAGGGGGACAAGCCCCGCCAUAGAAGGUUCCGAUCCGCUUCUCGUGGGCCCCGCCUCGCCGACCGAACGCGCCUCCCGGCUUUGUACAAGUUUUCAAGCGCCUUCGAACAUAAAUUUCUCUACGACGGGGCGACGGCGCUAGCUCCAAUUUGAACACAUAUCGGACCGCCAUCUCCGUGCACGUAGCGAGCGCGGACCUCGGGAGUACGCGCGAAAUUCAGCGACCCGCCGGGGCUCGUGCGGAGACCCCUUGCUCGUGAGGUUUCGUGUACGGGCAAGCACGUCAUCGAAAUCGGUCUUCGCGCGCUGCGCGGGCGCGAGUCUCCGACGACUCGAGGCGACCGGAAAAGGUCCUCGGACUCUGUCUCGAGGUGCGCCUCGUUGGCCGUCGUUGGAAGUGCGUGCGUGUGCCAAGUUGACGGAAAUUUUGAAUAUACACUCCCGAAAUUUCGACGAAAUAUCCCUUUUUAACCGCAAAGCGGUUUGCAUCUUUUCUACCAUGACAUAAUCGUGCACAUUAUUUGUUGGUUUAGCUACAAAAAUGUCAGUCCUUGGUUUGGAUAUAGGCAAUGCCAAAUCUGUUAUUGCAGUUGCCCAGCGCGGCGGCGUUGACAUUGUCGCCAAUGAGACGUCGAAUCGCAGCACGCCGAGCCUGGUGGCGUACGGGGAGAAGCAGCGAUUUGUGGGCGAGGGCGCCGCCGUCCAACAACUGACCAACCUGCAGAACACCAUCGGCAACAUCAAGAACCUGCUGGGCGUGCGUUGGCAGGAUCCCGGCUUUCAGUCGAUGUUGCCGUCUCUUGGAUUUUACGACGUGGUACAACUCCCGGACGGCUUUGUCGGCGUGCAGGUGAACUACAAGGGGAAGGCGCACGUCUUCACGCCGGAGCAGGUCUUGGCGGCGCUGUUGGUGACGCUGAAGAACAUCACUGAAAAGGACGUCGGCGCCAAGUGUUACGACGUGGUGAUCUCCGUGCCUUUCUACUACAACGUCUUCCAGCGCCAGGCCGUGCUAGACGCCACGAAAAUAGCCGGGCUGAACGCCCUGCGCCUGAUCAACGACCACUUGGCGUCGGCGGUCAACUACGGCCUAUACAAGGUCGACAUUACUGACAAGCACCCUCGUCGCGUGAUGAUCGUCGACUUGGGUUACAGCGGCAUUCAGGUGGCGAUUGUGGAGUUCAAGAAGUCCGAGGCCAGGGUGCUUAGUUGCGGCCACGCGCAGGGGAUCAGCGGCUACGGGAUCGACAUGGCGCUCAGCAAUUACGUCGCCGACGAGUUUCAGGCAAAACACAAAAUAGACCUUCGCAAAUACCCGAAAAGCUGGUUUCGCAUACAGGUGGCCGCUUCGAAGGUGAAGAGGACCAUCAACCUCAGCCCGACCGCGCCGUUUUACUGCGAGUGCAUUUAUGAGGAGCUCGAUCUGAACGUUAUGUUGUCUCAAGAUAAGUACAAGGAGAUCAUCACUCCGCUGAUAGAACACAUACCCCCCGUAAUACAAACCUGUCUUGAUCGAGUCGGCGUGAAAUCGCAGGACUUACAUUCUGUAGAGCUCAUUGGGUCCUGUUCGCGCAUACAGCCCAUUCAGAAGUACAUUAGUUCGUACCUGGGAAGGGGCCUGUCCUUCACAAUGAACGCCGAGGAAGGCGUUGCCAAGGGGUGCGCUCUUCAGUGCGCGAUUCUUUCGCCCAAGUUCCGCGUCCGCGAAUACAAGCUCCUCGACAUUUCGAGCAGCUCGAUCGAGGUCAGUUGGAGCGACGUCGACGACGACGGCAACGUCGAAGACCGAUGUGUUGAAGUGUUUCCAGCCGACUCGGUCUAUCCUUCGUCCAAAUGGAUCAACUUUUUGCGUCCCCAAAGCAACUCUCUGUCGAUCAAGAUUCGCUACAAGGAGGUCGCGUCCGACGUCCUGGACCCCACCAUUGCCACCGUGAACGUCACGAACAUCCCGACCAUCAGCUCGAACAACGACACGAGCGUGCGCAUAAAAAUUUGUCUGGACAUUCACGGCAUGGUGCGAAUCGAGGGCGCGGACCUCGUCGAAAAGGUCGAGGUGGACUCCCCGUGUCCGGCAUCCCCCGUUCCCCAGAGCGCGGGCGCCGUCGACCAACAAGCCGCGCCGGAGGCCAGCUCCGCCGCUCCGCAGGCCGACCCCGCGGCGGCCGAAGAGCCGGGCAAGAACGCGCCGCCCCCCAACGCGGAGAACGGCCACGGUCAGGCCAACGACCACGCAGCCCCCGCAAAUUCUCGCCCCGGCGAAAAGACCGCCGAGCCGCAACCGAACCUGGCCGGCAGCACGGACACCCUGCACGCGGACAUCUUCACCAACAGCAACUCCUCUGGCUCCUCCGAGAAGAAGAAGAAGGUCAAGUACAGGUACAAGCCAAUCCCGUUCGAUGUGCACAUGGCGUUCGGCCUCAACGAGUCGACAAUCUCGAGCUACAAAGCAAUCGAAAACAAAACCAUGCAGGAAACCCUCGAGGUAAUCCAACUCGCCGAGGCGAAGAACGCUGUCGAGGGAUACGUGUACGACGCCCUCAACAAGCUGGACGGCGUCUGGCGCGAAUUCGUCACGCCAGAAGACUACAUACAAUUCAAGCAAAAACUCCAAGAAAUCGCCGACUGGCUGUACGACGAGGGCGAAAACCAGCCAAAACAAGUCUACGACAACUACCUGGCGCAGCUCCACAGCACCGGGGACACAAUCGCCCACCGCUGCUACGAAAGCGAGAACUUCGAGCACUACUACUCCAAGUACAACCUAAUCGUCAAAGAAUACUACGAGAAAGCGACCGCCCCCCUGGAGGCCUACAGCCACAUCCCGGCCGAGGAAAAGGCCAAAAUCCUCGCCGAAAUCGAAAGCCAGCACAACUGGCUCAACAACAUGCUGAAGCGCCGAGCGGAGCUGAAGAAGACCGACGACCCCGUCCUCCUGACGAGCGACAUGCAAGCCAGGGCAAAUGCCCUGAAGCAACUGGCAGACCCAAUUUUGUCCAAGCCCAAGCCUGUUCAAAAAGAAUCACCCAAAGAAGCGCCCAAAGAAGCGCCCAAAGAAGCGCCCAAAGAAGGCGCCAAACCAGCGAGCCAGAACCCACCAUCGCCGUCCGCUCCGAGAGCGCUCCCAGCUCCCCUCCGAAGGCCGAGGACGGCAAGAUGGAGACGGAGGAAGUGAAGACCUCUCGAGUUUCAAAAGAUAGAGCAGUCGCCAGACCUGCCAAUGGAGGUCGACUCGAGCUCGUAAUUUGUCAUAUUUUUCAUUGCCCCCCCCCUGUUGUGUUGUAAGAAUAAAAAGUUUUUUGUUGCGACAACUUUUUGUCAGCCCCUCGAC
Molecule: messenger RNA, 3707 nt
Organism: Schistocerca gregaria
Lineage: Eukaryota; Metazoa; Arthropoda; Insecta; Orthoptera; Acrididae
Exons: 2
Coding region: 921-3551 (876 amino acids)
Biological process (GO): protein folding
Cellular component (GO): cytosol; nucleus
Molecular function (GO): ATP-dependent protein folding chaperone; ATP binding
Source: RefSeq, a predicted model, not a curated record